GCCCCAGUAUUUUGUCGUAGAUUUGUAGCCGGAGUCGCAAAUUUAGUGCAACCUCUUUUAAACUUGACCUGCUAUAUUGAACAUCGAAAACUGUUGAAUUGUUAUGUGAGUCACUGCCUCGUGAAGUCAUUCGCGCCGUCCCGAGCUUUGUGAAACCGGAGCUGCCUUCUUGACCUAGUUCCUAUUGCACAUAUAACCUUAUCGUAGUGUCUACUUGCCGUAGGAAAUUAUUUGAAAGUCUAUUAAGUAAAAUAAUAGAAGAAGAAGAAAAUAAACAAGAUAUUAAAGAAGUAAAAGAAAAAAUAGAACAUGAACGGGCUUAUCAUAACAUUUAUUCUGCCAAUUAUCCAAUUAACGCUUUCUAAAGACGCAAUUCAAGAUUUGUCUGUAUACAACUAUCAUACUAAAAUUGGUAUACCAACAGCAACGAAAAUUAAAGAAUGGGAAGAGUCAUUGGACAAUAGAAAAAGCCAAAGAAUAGUCGGAGGUACAUUAACAGAUAUUACUGAAGUACCUUACCAAGUUGGCCUUAUCGUUACAGUCUUUAAUAAUUCCAUUUCAUUGUGUGGCGGAUCUCUAAUAUCUAGUAACAGUAUAAUAACAGCAGCCCAUUGUUAUUUUGAUGGCAAAGUCACUGCUGACGAGUUUACCUCUAUUCUUGGUUCCAAUUUGAUAUUUAGUGGUGGUCUCCGAAUACUGACCAAUGAUAUUACCGUCCAUCCUGAUUACGACGUUGAAAUGAUUAGUAACGAUAUUGCUAUUAUUAAAAUACCUGAUGUUAUCUUUUCACAUACAAUUCAACCUAUUGCUCUUCCUUAUAAUGAAGAGUCUGCUGAAAGCUUUUCAGGUCUUAUAGGAAUUGCAUCUGGGUACGGUCUUCUUACUGACGAAAACAACGUUAGUGCAAAUCAAUCCCUGUACUCAGUUGAGGUGGAAAUCAUCUCAAAUAAUGAUUGUUCAGCUUCGUACGGACCGUAUAUCACUGGAUCCAGUAUUUGUACUAGUGGAAAAAAAGGCAAAGGCACUUGCAACGGUGACUCCGGAGGACCACUAGUUGUUUUUAGAGAAAAACGAAAUAUUUUGGUUGGUGUAAUAUCAUUUGGGACUGAAGAAUGUGAAUUAAAGUUUCCAUCAGCGUACACAAGAGUCACAUCUUUUGUUAACUGGAUACAAUCUGUUGCUGAACUUGAUUAAAUAUUUCUAAAGCAACAAACUUUGCUGUUUUCAAUUACAAUACACAUAGAAACAAAUGAUAAUCAGACAGCAACGACGCCAUCUGUCGAAAAUACAGCGUUUUCCUUGAAACUAACAAAUCUAUAUCAAAUAGGGGAGAGAGUUUGAAAAAUGAAUCAAGUUAUCAGAGCCGAGAGCGAAUAAUUGAGAGGCACAAUCGAGAUAUGAUGGAUCUCACACCUCCCCCAUCAAAUACUCUCCAAAGGGUAAAUCUAUAUUUAAGUGCCCUGGAGUCCCCACUUAGCAGGGACCUUUCGUGUAUUGCGCUUUAAUCGAACUCAAGUGUUUUUAAUAUCGAAAAUUAAGUGCAAGUUCUAUUGUUGUAUUUUGUUUCAUCAGACAAGGUACCUACUAGAUAAGUUCCCUAUUUAACUCUCUAAAUUAAUACACUAGUACAUUGUAUUUUAAGGUAAAGUUUAAGCACCCUUUUCUUAGUAAGUUAUCGCCUUUCAAUGUUCUCAUUAAAUGAAAAUAUUGUAGAAAUUAAAAUUACUUCUAAAUAUAUUUUUGCGUGCUAGUAACUUUCACCAAAUAUUUUUUUUAAAUCUGGAAAAAGAACAUAUUCAACUCGGAUGAGUUCAGAUGGAAUACUCAGAUAGAGACAAGAUAAGACGAUAAGAUGAAGAAGAUAAGACGAAGAGUAUGAAGAGCCCGUAAUUACAUUUUUAUGUUGUCGACGACCGAGCCACUAAUGCCUCUACAAAUGCGAAUAUAAUAGACCUUCGAGGAUGCGGAUAUGAUUCGACCCAAAGAUUUUUUCUCGGCUCUAGAUUCAGACAUCAAAAUAUAACAUACAGAUAAUAUCAAUGGUAGUAUAGUAUAGCCUAGUGAUAAAAUGUGAUUAUAAUAAAGUAUAUCUAAGCGUAUAAAAAAACUGAAUUAGAAUAUUUUUAAAGCUACAAAUGAAUU
Messenger RNA from Hyposmocoma kahamanoa, 2142 nucleotides. RefSeq names its product brachyurin-like. The coding region runs from base 310 to 1194 and encodes 294 amino acids. The record is from RefSeq and is a predicted model, not a curated record. The transcript is spliced from 7 exons. Gene Ontology annotation, biological process: proteolysis. Gene Ontology annotation, molecular function: serine-type endopeptidase activity. Lineage: Eukaryota; Metazoa; Arthropoda; Insecta; Lepidoptera; Cosmopterigidae.